This is a messenger RNA of Chara braunii, 1822 nucleotides long. The record is from the annotation of a GenBank genome assembly. NCBI's taxonomy places the organism in Eukaryota, Viridiplantae, Streptophyta, Charophyceae, Charales, Characeae.
GGCACUGCCGCUCCAGAGCAGUCUGCUGUUGGCUCAUCCGAACUUCCAUGGGGGAUGGCACGUGAAGGCCAUGUCCACAGUGGCGGGCAGGGCAUACCAGGCGCAGGGGAUGGACAAUACUUUAUGGCAGAUUCGGCAAGCGCGUUGGCGGAUGAGAGGCCUGCAGCCGGCGUGUCCACCACACAUUUUGGGGCUGAUGGUCGUCAGACUGCGGCCUUUUCAUCACAGCCACGUGGCUUCCCCCCACCACAAGUGCAGGGGAAUCCUUCCACGGAUAGCCCCAGUCGUUUGUCGUUGCCAAGAUCACCAUCGCCACGUGGCCUCCACUCCUUGCAUGUGCACAACAAUCGGCGGUCGGACAGUCCCAUUCGCCAGCGCACACCUCCCGUCGACGUUGCGUGGGAAUCACCGACGAGCACAUCCGUUCCCACGGGUGUCGAAGAAGGUAAGGAGGAGGGGGCAUGCAUGGACGCCGGCAUGGGUGAUGCGUGGGCGGUUGAUGACGUCGACAUUGCUGCCACACAAUGCGGUGGAAGUGCCACGAUCGACAAAGAUAAUGAAGCAAAUAUCCCGGCUGCACAAGUGUCAGAAUCAACCGCCCAUGAACGCGGGGGUGCAGUGCCGGAUGGUGGUUUCCGUGGUGGAAAAAGCAAUGGAAAGGGGCAGCAAAAGAAGAGUUCGGGUGAUUGGGGGUUCGACGAGAGUCUGGCUUUGCUGCGCUUGCUAUUCGAAGAAGACAUGAUGCAACAACAAAGGCAAGGGAGGCAGAAGAUGAGGGGGAGGAAGGAGAAAUACGCGUGGAUCAUUAGCAAGCUUAAACAACUUGGUAUCGAUCGUGGGCAGGCAGAAUGUGAGAGGAGGUAUUAUCUCCUCCUCGACCACGCAAAAAGGAUCCGGGAUUUCCAUGGAUGUUCAGGAGAGCGCAUUUCUUGGAACAUGAGCAGGACAGAAAGGAGGGAGUGUUUCCUCCCUCUCACUUACGAAAAACAGUAUUUCGACGCCCUUCAUUCGAAGCUUCAGAAGAAGGACGGGUCCUGCGAGGGUCUCAUGCAGUCCGUUCAUCUGCAAGGAGGAGGCAGUAAUGCGAACACAGAUGACGACGAUAAUGGAGGAGGGGGGGAGUCUGGUGCGCCUCGCAGGAGGGUGGACAGCGAUUGUCGUGAUGGAUCCAAACACCGACACACCGGGGGAGGUCGAGGACAUGGUAGGGGGCGCUCAUCGGACAGUUCAUUGGAGGAACCACUCGGGAGCUCUUCGCCCUUUCAUUUACAGUCUCUUGUCGAUGCCACGGACCAACAAGCGGAGAAACUAGCUGGAGAGCUAAAAAGGUUGCAGGGAGAGUUGGAGAGCGCGAACAUGCGAGAGGCCGUCGCGCUUUCAAUAGCGGAAGAAACAGAAAGAACGGUGGCCGCACCGCGGGAGGAGGUGGCACGUUUGCAGCACCAGCUGUCACUCUACGAGGACGGCUCCAUGCAUUUGUCGGCCGACAGUCACAUAUUUGUGAGCUCUUUUCAGAGCCCUGGAGGAUUGCGGCCAGCCACCGUCGCAAGAGUGCAUGUCUCCAUCGGCCAUGCGGCAUCAGCUAGCCCGUCAAGAGCUCAGUUGCACCGGCGUCUGAGCACGUCUCCCGCCACUGCCCGUUCUCCCCACGCCGCCACCCUUCCGUCUCCAGAUGUCAAUCGCCGUGAGGUCACGGCUGUGGCAGAUCAACUGCGAAGGGUGAUGAGCAUGGACGGUCAAUCGUCACAAGGGCCAGGCCGGUGAUGGCACAUCGUUACGGACAUGACGUCACAUAACCGAGCCUCGGGAUAAGCUGAACUUC